AUGUUAGAACAACUGUAUCGAAGUAAUUCAAUUCAUUUCUGGGAGGAUGUUUGGAUAGGUGAAAGAUCUCUUAAGAGUGUUUUUAUUAAUUUAUUCAAAAUUUCAAGAACAAAAGAAGAUUUGGUUAAAGAUAUGAUAACUGCUGAUGGGGCUUGGGAUUUUCAUUUCAGAAGAGAUUUGAAUGCUCGGGAAAUUUUGGAAGUGGCAAACCUUCUGCAACUUAUCGGUGAACCUCCAGUGAAUGUAAAUGAUGAUGUUAGGAGUUGGAGAUAUGGUGAUACUUUCACUAUAGCAAAUGCUUAUUCAACUUUAGAAGAUGGAGGUUUGUUGAGGUUUCCAAACAAGCAAUUAUGGAAUUCUAAAGUUCCAUUAAAAAUGUCUUUCUUUGCGUGGACUUUAUGUUAUAAGAGGGAACCUACAUUGGAUUCUCUUUUUAGAGCUGGUUUGGUUCAGGAUGAAAAUUGUCUCAUGUGUCAUCAGUUUGCAGAAACAAAUGAUCAUCUGUUUUUCCACUGCAAAACAGCUCAUGCCAUUUGGUCUUAUUUCUUUACAAGCUUUGGAGUUUACUGGGUUUUGGCAAGCGAUGUGAAGAUGAAUUUAUGA
Molecule: messenger RNA, 603 nt
Organism: Papaver somniferum (opium poppy)
Lineage: Eukaryota; Viridiplantae; Streptophyta; Magnoliopsida; Ranunculales; Papaveraceae
Exons: 1
Coding region: 1-603 (200 amino acids)
Source: RefSeq, a predicted model, not a curated record